AUGCGCUGUCGAGAAUUCCCGUAUUUGAAACUCACCCCCUUCUCGGGAACGGUGAGCGCUGACACUGCGACCUUCCCUAUUAAGGAGCUCACGCAGCGCAUGAUGGACUAUGACAGCGACGUGAAGCGACGACGAAAAAUCGGCGUCGCGAUUGUGAAUCUAUCCACGCACACAGUGUGCGUGCGAAAGAUCGCGCUUGUCAAUGGCUCUUCCUGGGAGGGCUCGGUACCGUCUCAGGUCGUGGAAUCGCACACCGCGUUGUUGAAAUUUUACACUAACCAAGACUGGGAUCCACGCGGCGCCGAGGGAUAUUACAUCUUAGAACUGCGCAAUACAAACGAUAAUCCUCUUGUUGAAGUCUACUACGUUCGCCUACAAUUUGAGAUAAGCGCUUUGAACAAAUUAGGUAUCGCCAUCGUGGCAUCGCCCACGUCUAGAAAAUUAAGGAAAAUGUCCCUGACGCCCAAGGUGCCGGACUCCCUCGAGUUCGAUGUGAACUUAGAUAACGGGUUAUUUUUCUCGCUUGACGUGCGGAUAGUUAAAAAGUUCAAGACUAUCCAACUCCGUGUGCACGACUUUGUCGAGCGUCAGAUUGAUAACCUGGUGGUGCAGACCCAGGCUAAGCUAACCGUGGGGGUGUGCGGCUACACCACCAUUUUCGAUCCCCGGCGUCCUUCUCAGGAUCAGCAGGUAGCUUUGUGGAAAGACGCGUCAAAAGAUCUAAGUUUGGUGAGCGGGAGCGAGACCUACGUCGUGCAAUGGGAAGACGAGUACCUUGACCGUUUUGGCAAGAGUAUCGAUCUUGAGUUCGAUAUCACCGACCACGUCAGUAAAAAGGCCUUUGGCAAAGUGAAAGGACUCAUCAAGAAGCAGUUGCUGCAGGGCUCGAUUUUCAGUGGAUUUCGCGCCUUCAAAUCGCUCAUGGGCUCGAUGUAUAUCCCCAGGUAUGUCAUCCAAACAUUCAGCGCGAUUGACAACUCCUACGCUACGCUGUCAAAUCGUGCCGUAUUCACAGGGAUCGAUUUGGCGAAAGCAUUAUUAAACAAAAACAUCGGUUACCGACCGGUAACCCUCAUCGGGUUCAGCUUUGGCUGCAAAGUUGUGUGCGAAUGUCUUUUGGAACUCCAUCGCGUGAAGGCUUUGAACCUUAUUGAUAACGUCUUUUUGAUGGGUGCCAUGGUACCUGUGGAUACGGAUGUAUGGAUGCAGAUGCGCGAAGUGGCUGCAGGGAGGCUGAUAAAUCUCUACACACGCGGAGAUUGGAUUUUAUGGAUGAUGUACAGGGUAAACGAAACGGAUCUGAAGCCGAUGGCUGGGAUCUCCCCGGUCAACCUCCCGGGAAUCGAGAACAUUGACGUGACGCCAAUCGUGGAGAAGCACCUUGAUUAUGCUUUCAAACUGCAGGAUGUGCUGAAACUCAUCCCCCUGCAACCGACGGAGGAGACGUGGAGUAAAAAAGGCAUGCGCGGCUCGCCCGGGGUUAUUAUGUCCUUAUUGAAAUGCGAGGAAACCAUGAAAAACAUGGGAAAUUCGCUUGUUUCCAUCUUUUCCUCGACUCCGUUCUGCGUUCUGUCCCUUCUCAACAACUUCGUCUCGGAUAACGUUAGCUUGGGGGUACCAUUGGAAUUGCUUUCGUCUUCUCUUCAUAACUCCUUUUUUGACUUCCGGCCGCCACAAUCUGUGCCGCCGUUGAGUGCUGGUGUGUUUGGAGCCAUUGGGGAGUCCGGUGUGAACUGCAUCGGGGGCGCCAUAUCAUAUAUAGUGCGCCUAAAUGAGUUUUCGGCGUAUGAUAUCAUGCUGAUUAUAUUUUUCUAUGUUGAUAAGAAGUCCAACCCGAGCAUGGCGGUGUGCCCCAGGUUGGUGAUACGGCAGGAAUCGGACCAGGAGUCAAGUGAAGCGGCUAAGAAGCGGCUUUGUACUAUCGCCUCAGAGGCCUUCAAGGACCUUGAAGAGGUUCGCAAAAUUUGCAACUCCCAAACCGCGAUGCACGCUAGUGUAAAAACGAUAAUAACUCAACCCGUUAAAGUUCCUAUGCAUUCCUUCUUUACCGAUGGACAUAACCAGGCAACGGUGUUCAUCGAUCUCGAGAGAAUGUCGGAUGGAAUCUCUAUAAGCGUUCGUGCGUUGCUCACCAAAACGUCCUCGCAGCCUCAGCAGGAGCACUUCACAGGGGAGGUAUUCCAUUCCAUCUAUGACAAUCAACUUAUCACCGCUGCAGGGGGAGAGAUGCCUACUGUGGCAGAAAUUUACUCUAUUGACGAAUUAAAUAAUAAAUUGGCGGAAAUUGCCUUGAAACUAUACGGCAAACAAACGGAGGGCAGGUCAAAAACUAAGGAAAGUGACAGUAUAAUCAAAGUACUAAGGGCUGAGUUACCUAGCGUAGAACCAACCAUUAUUCCUGUGGUAAUUUCUAACCGUAGUAAUGUACCGUUGCACUUUAUCGAGCCUGAAAUCACAUCAGAGGACGAUUCCAGGUUUGGGGAUUUGGAUUUAGGCGAUGUCGCUGAAUUCAUCCAUCCCGAUGUUGUUUCAUCACCCUGUCUGUGCGCCCCGCCGCCAACGAUACCGCCAGAUUCCUUCUGCGUUGUGAUUUUCCGCAAUUCAGAAAAGGAACCUUCUUUUUCUGUAAACUAUGCGACCGCCCACGGGUCCUACGUUUUUAACAUCUAUACAGCUACCCCUGCGGAGGUUACUGCAGAUAUUAAAAAGGAUCCACAGCUGGUGAAGUGCAAUCGUCUGUCGGGCAAAGAUGACAAAGACUCUCUUUCUACAUCUACAACAACUGUAGGUGAUAUAGUCUUCCAUAUGGUAUCUUUGGACGUAAAAACGGAUGAAGAAGUGAGCACACCGACAAGCUUUGGCAACCUUUCAAUGAGUAAAUUGUUUGACUCAAACGGUUGGUAUAUAGUUUAA
Molecule: messenger RNA, 2913 nt
Organism: Phytomonas sp. Hart1
Lineage: Eukaryota; Euglenozoa; Kinetoplastea; Trypanosomatida; Trypanosomatidae
Source: the annotation of a GenBank genome assembly